Salmo salar (Atlantic salmon) is the source of this 4666-nucleotide messenger RNA. Its product is annotated as cytoplasmic polyadenylation element-binding protein 2. Lineage: Eukaryota; Metazoa; Chordata; Actinopteri; Salmoniformes; Salmonidae. Gene Ontology annotation, biological process: negative regulation of cytoplasmic translation. The record is from RefSeq and is a predicted model, not a curated record. Gene Ontology annotation, cellular component: nucleus; cytoplasm; synapse. Gene Ontology annotation, molecular function: ribosome binding; mRNA 3'-UTR binding; mRNA regulatory element binding translation repressor activity.
AUCAGGACAUCAUGACGAAGUAGGCUACUGGACCUUAUGAAAAAUGAAAGAUUUACGUAAACAAUGCGGUGUUUGCAGCUCGGCCCCGGUAGAAGCGCUCAGCAGCAUUCACUAAAAAGGGCGGAGCAAGGGAACAGAACUUGAUGCGGUCAUGACGUAGACUUCAUCGAGACCUUUAAUCCUGUUCCGCAGCAGUACAGCCGGUAUCGAGAGGAGGGGGUAUACGGUCGGUCAGGACUGGAUUGCGUAAGCUACAAUAUAAGGCUAACUUUAACAUGAAUAAAUAGGGGCCUAUAUUCAUCGUGUUUAAAAUAAGAAACAAAUAUUAAUUGUAGAAAACGCCGACCGAACAGAGACAAACCCCUCCUCUCUCGUAGACUAUUUAUCUGUCGACGCACCUAUUCUGCAAAUUCUCCUAUGUUGUUCUAGGCGGAGGAAUGGAAAACUGCGUUCAAAUCCAUAUUUGUAGAUAAAUAAAUGGGUGAUUACGUUUUGGUUUAUUACAGACAGCGACCAUUGGACACGGCUCUACUCUCCUCGACGGACGCGCUCUAAGAUCUGCUCCUCCUCUUCUCCGGUUUCCAUCCGCCAGUUGCGCCCCGGCUCGCCCUUGGUCUCGCACAGUAGCGUCGCCGCCUUGUCCCCACUGUUCCUGUCAGCUGCUGCGCAUCAGCAAAACAUGCAGGAUGAGCCUGUGGGGGUGACAACCGAACAACGACCCCCGCCAACAGAGGAAAAGUAGUACAGCAAAAACAACACAAUCAAUAAAACCGGGAUACAGCAACCAAAUGAAACCAACAACCAACUGGAAGCCCUCACUUCCAACUACAACCACCUGAACCAGUAUCCAGAUUUUCCGAUUUUGGUCAAGAUCAUUUUUGCCCGACACAGUCUAUCUUUGACCUUCAGCACGACUGGAAAAUACAUCAGCUAGCUGAGUUUGGAUGCGCUGAGUCGCCCCUACCCCAAGGAAAAUUCAGUCACCUGCCGCUGAGGCAGCCUUUCACCACUCAAGUCUCCACCAAACCCGAGCGUAGCACAGACUCCAGCCCCGGACGAAUCGGCGGUUCGCCAGUGGGGGAGGUUGAAGCCGAUGUGGAGACUGCCGCGUCGCCAUCGCCCAUUUCCGUAAAUCCAAACAAGGUUAAGAUCCAAAUGGACUCCCUCAUCACCCACCAUAUAAAUAACGGCAAUGGCAGUGGCACCGGCAAUAUGUUGGCCGGAAGUCUCGGGGGUGGUUUUCCAAACCUCCAGAACCAAGAGAUGCAGAACCCGAGUGGCGGCUCAGCUUCACCUCCACUCCAUGGAUUCGGAACCCCGUGGUCGGUUCAGACCAGCUCCCCACCACCCGUCUCCAACUCGGCCAACCCUAUCCACCACGCAAACGCGAUUAAUCAGAUGGCUCCUACCGACCCAGACAACAGCUUUUAUCCCGGUAUCCCCUCCUCCAUCAAUCCAGCCUUCUUCCAGAGUUUUUCUCCGGUGUCGGCUAAUCCGUGCCCCGGGAUUAACGUGCAGAGUUUCACCAGUCCGUUCUCGCACCAGAUCAACGCCCCUCAGCAGACGCAGCAGAGCCGCCGGUCCCCAGUCAGCCCCCAGAUGCACCCCCAGCACCAGCAAGGCGUCUUCCUGCAGCAGAGGAACAACUACAACCAUCACCACCAGCCCAUGGUGAAGCAAUCUCCCUGGGGGGGCAGUCACCAGGGGAGUGGUUGGAGCUCUGGUGGUAUGUCCUGGGGUCGGGACCACCGUCGUGGUGGAGGCAUGGGCAUCCCGGGCUCUGUCAGCCAGGUCUCCCCCAUGAAAAAGCCCUUCUCCAGUAACGUCAUCGCACCGCCCAAGUUCCCCCGUUCCGCCGGCCCCAUGGGCCCCAAGGCCUGGAUUGAGGAGAACAUGUUCCGAACAGACAGUAACAGUAACACGCUUAUGCCUCUCCAGGAUCGAUCUAGAAUGUACGACAGUCUAAACAUGCACUCACUGGAAAGCUCUCUGAUUGACAUCAUGCGGGCGGAGCAGGAUCCAAUGAAGGGCCGUGUGGGAUGCCCUCACCCCGGAGCCGACGGCCUGCUCAUGCUCAAUGCAAGGAGCUAUGGGAGACGUCGAGGCCGCUCGUCCCUGUUCCCCAUUGAAGACAGCCUCCUUGACGACGGGCACGGUAACCAGGGCGUCCCAGGGCUUGACACUAACUGUUACCCCCACCCAAACGGGGAGCGCAUUGAGCGUUUCUCCCGCAAAGUGUUUGUGGGCGGCCUUCCCCCUGACAUAGAUGAAGAUGAGAUCACCAACAGUUUCCGUCGCUUUGGCCACCUGGUGGUGGACUGGCCACACAAGGCUGAGAGCAAAUCCUACUUCCCCCCGAAAGGUUACGCCUUCCUGCUGUUCCAGGAGGAGAGCUCAGUGCAGGCUCUGAUCGAGGCCUGCAUGGAGGAGGACGGCAAGCUCUACCUCUGUGUCUCCAGCCCCACCAUCAAAGACAAGCCUGUCCAGAUUCGUCCGUGGAACCUGAGUGACAGUGACUUUGUGAUGGACGGCUCUCAGGCUCUGGAUCCUCGAAAGACCAUCUUCGUAGGAGGCGUUCCCCGCCCUCUCAGAGCGGUGGAGUUGGCCAUGAUUAUGGACCGUCUCUAUGGGGGGGUCUGCUACGCUGGCAUCGACACCGAUCCAGAGCUCAAGUACCCCAAAGGGGCGGGGCGCGUGGCCUUCUCCAAUCAGCAGAGUUACAUCGCUGCUAUCAGCGCCAGAUUCGUCCAGCUGCAACAUGGAGACAUUGACAAGCGGGUGGAGGUGAAGCCCUAUGUUCUGGAUGACCAGCUUUGUGAUGAGUGCCAGGGGGCACGUUGUGGGGGGAAGUUUGCCCCUUUCUUCUGCGCCAACGUGACCUGCCUGCAGUACUACUGUGAGUUCUGCUGGGCUAACAUCCACUCCCGCGCCGGCCGAGAAUUCCACAAGCCGCUGGUCAAAGAAGGGGCUGACCGCCCACGGCAGAUUCACUUCCGCUGGAACUGAGGAGAAACGCGAUCACAUGUCACCAUGGCGACAUGGUCAGAAGCAACAGUCAAGGAUGAGAGACAUCGCCAGGCAGGAAAAAGUGUCAUCGCCCUGCUUCUUACCGUAAGCUAUCAGUAUAGAGUACAUAACAGUAUACAAUAUAUCUAUCUUUUGUAGCAGCCAAACAUUACAAGCCUCAGUUUUUCACCAACCCCCCCCCUUCACAUCUCAGGCUCUGACAACUUUUUUUGUGGUACCUUCAUGUUUUUUAAGAGGAUAUUUAAAAAGAGAUCGAUUUUUGGUAGUUUUUCAAAUUAUUUUUAUAUGUGAGAUAUAAUGUAGAUAUGAGAAUGUCUUUGCAUGGGGGCAGCCUGUCUGUCUGUCUGUUUGUCUGUUUGUCUGCUGCUAGCCACCCCCUAGUGGGUGUAGCGUGCCCUUGUUUCUGGGAAAACCUUGAUUCUAUAAUCUGGAUGCCUGCCCCAGGUCAUUUACCAAAGGUAGCAAAACGAUAGGAAGCGUAAAAGGGAUACACUUCUGCCACAAAACAAACUUUAAUUGUUCAUUGUUGCUAUGUUCUCUUUUUCCUUAUUGGGGAAGAGGUACAAAAAUGAUAGGGUUAUUUUUGCUCUCAUUUUGACCUGAAAAAAUAUAACUACAAAUAUGAAUCUGGUUUGUAUUAACUCUAUUUAACAUUUUUAAUCACAAGCUAUAUUAGAAGCUUUGCUGCUAUACAUAAUAUAUGAAUAGAUGUAUAGGUGUUAUAUAUUAACAGCAUCUGUAAACCGUAAUCUUGAAAAUGAAAUGCAGUCUGCACUCAAACACUCAUGGCCCCCAUUGCCAUGGAAGAAUAGAAUGUGAAAAUUAAAAUGCAUGUUUGUGCAUGCAGGAUAGACUUAACCAACACAUGCAGGAUAGACUUAACCAACACGUGCAGGAUAGACUUAACCAACACGUGCAGGAUAGACUUAACCAACACGUGCAGGAUAGACUUAACCAACACGUGCAGGAUAGACUUAACCAACACGUGCAGGAUAGACUUAACCAACACGUGCAGGAUAGACUUAACCAACACGUGCAGGAUAGACUUAACCAACACGUGCAGGAUAGACUUAACCAACACGUGCAGGAUAGACUUAACCAACACGUGCAGGAUAGACUUAACCAACACGUGCAGGAUAGACUUAACCAACACGUGCAGGAUAGACUUAACCAACACGUGCAGGAUAGACUUAACCAACACGUGCAGGAUAGACUUAACCAACACGUGCAGGAUAGACUUAACCAACACGUGCAGGAUAGACUUAACCAACACGUGCAGGAUAGACUUAACCAACACGUGCAGGAUAGACUUAACCAACACGUGCAGGAUAGACUUAACCAACACAUGCAGGAUAGACUUAACCAGCACAUGCAGGAUAGACUUAACCAGCACGUGCAGGAUAGACUUAACCAACACGUGCAGGAUAGACUUAACCAACACGUGCAGGAUAGACUUAACCAGCACGUGCAGGAUAGACUUAACCAACACGUGCAGGAUAGACUUAACCAACACAUGCAGGAUAGACUUAACCAACACGUGCAGGAUAGACUUAACCAACACAUGCAGGAUAGACUUAACCAACACAUGCAGGAUAGACUUAACCAACACGUGCAGGAUAGACUUAACCAACACAUGCAG